Molecule: messenger RNA, 861 nt
Organism: Nicotiana tabacum (common tobacco)
Lineage: Eukaryota; Viridiplantae; Streptophyta; Magnoliopsida; Solanales; Solanaceae
Source: RefSeq, a predicted model, not a curated record
UCUCUCCUCAUCCCUUCACCUUUCUCUCUCUUAAUUUCUCCAUUUUCAUUGCUUUUUCAAAGUCUCUCAGUUUUACAUUUUUUUAAAAAAUGGCUGAGUCGACUCAACCAAUUAAACGUUCAAGAGAAGAAGAAUCCCAAGAAAUACAAGAAAAUUUAUGUGAAGGUAAUAAUACAAAGCGCCAUAAAUCAUCUUAUAAUGAUAUCCUCUCCAUUCUUGAAGAGGAAGAAUACGGGUUUGAAUCCGACCCGGUUUCUGGGUCCGACCUAUUCGCCACCCUUCAACAAGAACUUCUCCCAAAUGACGGGUUUGAGGCCGACCCGGUUUCUGUCGGGUCGGAUAUUUCUUCUAAAGAAGAUGAAGUAGAAGAUGACAGAAGUAGUGUUAUUAGACACCUUCUAGAAGCUUCUGAUGAUGAACUAGGUAUUCCCAGUGGAGAUGGAACCAACGGUGUAGAUUUAACGUUUGCUGAAGAAAAUGAAACAUAUGGUGGUGAUUUUCCGUUUGCUAUAUCUGAUGGUUUAUUAUGGGAGUUUGAAGAUGAAGCUGCUAACUAUUAUUCUUUGUUACAGUCCGAACUUUUUAUGUAGGUUCUUUUUUAGGGUUAGGUUAGAAAUACUGAGGAGAGGGAAUAUGGAAAAAAAGGAAAAUGUUUGGGGGUAUAAAGUGAAAAGAAAAAAUAUGAGGGUGAAAAAGAAAAGAUGGAAGAGGUUUUUAGUUUCUAUAAUUUUGCCCCAAUUCGCUCAUCUAUUGUAUAUUUCCCAAAGUACCCCUUCUCUGGUUAGAAUAUUACUUAGCAAAAUGUAGAAGGUAAAAAAAUUAUUCGUUAUAUGGAAGGUCUCUUUCCAUUUAUGCCCUUGA